This is a messenger RNA of Westerdykella ornata, 2123 nucleotides long. RefSeq lists its product as uncharacterized. Gene Ontology annotation, molecular function: RNA polymerase II cis-regulatory region sequence-specific DNA binding; DNA-binding transcription factor activity, RNA polymerase II-specific. Lineage: Eukaryota; Fungi; Ascomycota; Dothideomycetes; Pleosporales; Sporormiaceae. Gene Ontology annotation, biological process: regulation of transcription by RNA polymerase II. The transcript is spliced from 4 exons. Gene Ontology annotation, cellular component: nucleus. The coding region runs from base 348 to 1922 and encodes 524 amino acids. The record is from RefSeq and is a predicted model, not a curated record.
GCGGGUACCUGCAACAGGUUCGUCUCUACAUUGGUUGAGAUCCGAAAUGCAUCCUGCAAUGGGAGCAAACCCAUGGCUUCUAGGGCGUGCGCUAACUCUCAGUCCUAGAUCCACUGGAUGAGAAUCCGUCCACUCCGUUGCUACGACGCACCAUUCUUCACCAAUCCUCACAAAACCACGUUAUCUUCCGAGAACGCUCAUUCUUGGUUCGCAACUUGCAGUGUGCACCCGUGAAACACAGACCAUCUUCGGAUCGAAACGAUUCUCGGAUCCCCUCUGAACCGCCACAACGCGGCCUGCUGCAAAACAUCGUUGAAACAAAAGUUCGUCACAGCCGCUCCGUAAAAAUGAUGGCAGAAUCACUAGGUCGUCAUCAUCCCCCUCCUACUCCUCCAAGUGACCAUGCCGACCUGCAUUUGAACCUUCACCAGAUUGCGCAGUACAAUGCGGAACAGCACCACCCAGCCAACAUCGGCAGCAACGGUCUUGAUCGCACAGGCCCCUCGGCGCAUGUUGUGGUGCCGUAUGCCGAUCAUAUCUCUUCCAUCAAGCUGGACGACAAUCACUUCAGCAAGAACCCGGAUUCUAAAGCAAAGGUCCAUGGUGACGGCUUAAGCCAUUAUGAGUCCAAUAGCUUCGACGGGCUUAAUGCACCCCAGGCGAAUGCUGAAAGUUCGCCUCCGACGCCUACGUCUGCAGCUGGCAACGAUGAAUUCGAACGGCGAACCCGCAGUGGGCGGGCUCUUGCCCCGCCAACCUCGCAUGCUGUGGAACGGCAGGUCAAGACGCGCGUUAAGGCUACUCCGAAGUCGAGGAAACCAAAAGCUGGGAAGGGCGAAAAGCCGAAAGCACCGAAACUUACUUUGCCCCUCAGCAUCUUGACCAAGGACAUGACAUCGGUACCGAUGAAGAAUAUAGAGGAGUUGGUGAAUAGACCGGCAGAGGAGAGGCGCAAAGAAGCCGAGGGGAGGAAUGGAUACAUUACCAGGCCGAUGAACUCGUUCAUGCUGUAUCGCUCAGCUUACGCGGAACGCACUAAGGAGUGGAGUAAGCAGAAGUGUCUGCAGAAUAACCAUCAAGUCGUGUCUUCAUUAUGCGGAGAGAGCUGGAACCUGGAACCGCCAGAGGUCCGCGAACUCUUCAACGAGUACGCCAAGAUCGAGAGGAUCAACCACCAGAAUGCCCAUCCAGACUAUAAGUUCUCCCCAAGCAAGGCGUCGGUCCCAGUGAGGAGGCGGAGAGAUGAGCUUUCGGAUGAGGAGCCCAGCGACCUGGAUGAUGCCGAGUAUGUACCUGGGCAGGGUCGUUCUCGAAGCAGACCGUCCAAAAGGCAGGAGAGGGAUCUCGGAUACGCCGUCAAUGCGUCAGAGACGAUGAAUGCGGUAUACUUCGAUCGCGGUUAUCGUUGGGAGCUGCCCAACGCUGGGAGGCCGCUACCCAUGCCGGUACAAGGAGACUACUACCACCACUACUAUCCAUCGAGUGGUCAUCCCAACAUGGGUAUGGCGGCCGGCGUCAUGGAGGAGAUGCACAUGAGGAGAAUAAGCUCGACAGGGUUGCCGAUGCACUACUCGCCCGAACCAGCCAUGUUGGGACUGCCCGGUGGAAAUGCAGCGGAUAUGAUGCAGCACCUCCAUUCCGCUGUAGGAACGCCGCUGUCGCAGGACGGUCAGGUUGACCCGAUGCUCCUUGCGUAUGAUGGAGGCCAUCCAGAUAUGGAGUCGAGCAUGAUGUCUUCCUCAUUUCAGAGCGGUCAUCUGGACGAGUUCGACAGAGACAUGCAUCCGCAUACGGACCAAUCCUUCCUGGCCUCUUCGGAAGAUGAUUUCCAUACCGAACAUUGGCAUCCGGAUCCAACCAUGAUCACGAUGGAACAAGGAUCGGAAUUUGAAAAGUGGAUGGAGGAUCAUCACGCUGCAUAGCGUGUAAGGGGUCCACCAAAGCAAUCGAGUUAAGGCAUGGUUGGGAUUGGAUCAACUGGCAAUGUUGGUUUCAACGGGCGUUGCUGGUGUUGCAGGAUAGAUACCCAUUGUGAUGGAACUGCGCGCCAUCCCGCACGGAUCCCGGAACAACUAUUAUUCCGGGAUGCCCUAUCUGCAUGCAGCCCCACCUCGCAACACUCU